This is a messenger RNA of Triticum turgidum subsp. durum (durum wheat), 2709 nucleotides long. NCBI's taxonomy places the organism in Eukaryota, Viridiplantae, Streptophyta, Magnoliopsida, Poales, Poaceae. The record is from the annotation of a GenBank genome assembly.
AUGAUGGUGCUCUCUAAGGCCGCAGGCGAGCGGCCGUCGUCGUCGUCCUCGGCUCCGGUGGCGGCGGAGGAGCAGCGGAGGGUCGUCAUGGAGCCUCGGGUGCCGGCGGCGCCAGCGAAUCUGCCGCCGGUGUCGAGCAAGGCGGAGAAGUUCCCGGCGCGGCCGGGGUUCGGGACCAUCGGGCGGAGGUGCCGCGUCCGCGCCAACCAUUUCCUCGUGCAGGUCGCCGACAAGGAGAUCUACCACUACGAUGUGGCAAUUGAUCUGGAAACGAGGUCUCGCGGAUGGAACAGAUCAAUAAUCAACGAACUAGUUAAAUUGCACAAGGAACACUUGGACGGUAGGCUGCCUGUUUAUGAUGGAAGGAAGAGCCUAUAUACUGCUGGUGCACUGCCAUUCAAGAGCAAAGUAUUUGUCGUCAAACUUGCUAAUGCCGCGAAAGCGAAUAAACGGGAGGAGGAAUACAAGCUGACCGUAAAGCUUGCUUCAAAUCUGGAUAUGUACAGCGUUCGGCAGUUUUUGGCUGGUAGAAGCAGGGAGCUUCCACAGGACACUAUCCAAGCUCUCGACAUCGCCCUAAGGGAGAGCCCCACAACAAAGUAUGUAUCGAUAUCUAGAUCGUUCUUCUCUCAGUCAUUUGGACAUGGUGGCGCGAUUGGCAACGGUGUCGAAUGCUGGAGGGGUUAUUACCAAAGUCUUCGGCCCACACAGAUGGGAUUGUCACUAAAUAUUGAUAUUUCUGCAACGGCAUUUUACAAGGCCCAAGCAGCGGUGGAAUUUGCUCUUGAAUAUCUGAAUAUCCGAGAUGCUUCAAGGCCCUUGAUUGAUCAGGAUCGCAUUAAGUUGAAGAAAGCCCUUAGAGGUGUCCGGGUUGAGGCCACUCAUCGGACGGAUAAAACCAUACGCUACAAGAUCACUAGUGUAUCCUCAGCUCCAUUGAAGGAAUUAAUAUUUGAUCAAGAUGGUGUGCGCGUAUCAGUAGUCCAGUACUUUAAGAAGCAAUACAAUUACACUUUGAAAUAUACCAAUUGGCCAUGCCUUCAGGCUGGCAGUGACAGCAGACCGGUCUAUUUGCCUAUGGAGGUUUGCAGCAUUGUUGGAGGGCAAAGAUAUUCUCGGAAGUUGAAUGAACGCCAAGUUUCAAGCAUACUAAAGAUGGCAUGUGAAAGACCAGCUCAACGGGAGAGCAGUGUUCUAGAGAUUGUUAAUAGGAAUAAUUAUGGCAAUGAUGAAUAUUCCAAAGAAUUUGGCAUGAAAGUCAUGAACCAACUUGCAUUGGUCGAUGCUCGUGUACUACCUGCCCCAAGGCUUAAAUAUCAUGACUCUGGACGGGAAAAAGAAUGUAAUCCUUCAGUAGGACAAUGGAACAUGAUAAACAAGAGAAUGGUGAAUGGUGGAUCUAUCAACUAUUGGGCAUGUCUAACUUUCGCGUCUCGACUUCAUCCAAACGACAUUGGCAUGUUUUGCCGUGAUCUGGCUCACAUGUGCAAUAGCAUUGGCAUGGUAAUGAACAUGGAACCAUGCGUGAAUAUCACACAAGCGCGCCGUCAGGACACUGUGGAGUCUGCAAUCAGAAAUAUCCAUAGGCAUUCUGCAGAAGUGCUCACUAAGCAAGGUCUAGAAGGGAAGCAACUUGAAUUAUUGAUCAUCAUAUUACCUGAUAUUAGUGGUUCUUAUGGAAAGAUAAAACGGCUCUGUGAAACCGAGCUUGGAGUAAUAACUCAGUGCUGCUUACCCAAGAAUGUUCAGAAGGGUGGGAAACAAUACCUUGAAAAUCUUUCUCUGAAGAUCAAUGUUAAGGUUGGAGGUCGGAAUACGGUACUUGAAGAUGCUUUGUACAAGAGGAUACCCCUUCUGACUGACGUGCCUACUAUAGUUUUUGGAGCUGAUGUUACCCACCCAGCUGCUGGAGAAGAUGCAUGUCCAUCUAUUGCAGCAGUUGUUGCAUCUAUGGAUUGGCCAGAAGUAACAAAAUACAAAUGCUUGGUCUCUUCACAAGCCCAUAGGGAAGAAAUUAUUGCCGAUCUUUACGCAGAAAUAAAAGAUCCACAGAAGGGGCUUGUCGGCGGUGGGAUGAUAAGGGAGUUGCUUCUCUCAUUCUACAGAGCAACUGGAUGUAAACCUCACAGAAUUAUAUUUUAUAGAGAUGGCGUUAGUGAGGGACAGUUCAGCCAAGUGUUGCUUUAUGAAAUGGAUGCAAUUCGCAAGGCUUGUGCUACUUUACAGGCUGGUUACCUCCCGCCAGUCACAUUUGUUGUUGUGCAAAAGCGGCAUCACACUCGCCUAUUUCCUGAAAAUCAUCGUGCGCGGGAUCUGACGGAUAGAAGUGGGAAUAUCCUACCCGGUACCGUCGUCGACACAAAGAUAUGUCAUCCUACUGAGUUUGAUUUCUACCUCUGUAGCCAUGCUGGCAUUCAGGGAACAAGCCGCCCGACACACUAUCACGUUCUUCUCGACGAAAACCGUUUCAGUGCUGAUGCCCUGCAAACAUUGACCUACAAUCUUUGCUACACCUACGCCCGGUGCACGCGAUCGGUCUCUAUAGUUCCUCCGGCGUACUACGCGCACUUGGCGGCCUUCCGCGCGCGCUACUACAUGGAGGACGAGUUCUCAGACGGGGGCUCGUCGUCGGCCACAGCCCGGUCCGCGCCUGCGAGGCAGCUCCCCAAGAUCAGAGACAGUGUCAAGGAGUUCAUGUUCUACUGCUGA